Messenger RNA from Aspergillus alliaceus, 2100 nucleotides. Its product is annotated as putative potassium uptake transporter. Gene Ontology annotation, cellular component: plasma membrane. The transcript is spliced from 11 exons. Gene Ontology annotation, molecular function: high-affinity potassium ion transmembrane transporter activity. The record is from RefSeq and is a predicted model, not a curated record. Gene Ontology annotation, biological process: potassium ion import across plasma membrane; intracellular potassium ion homeostasis. Bases 1 to 2100 code for a protein of 699 amino acids. Lineage: Eukaryota; Fungi; Ascomycota; Eurotiomycetes; Eurotiales; Aspergillaceae.
AUGUGGAAACCACCAGUAAACUUUAUUACCUUGCAUUAUUCAUAUGUUAUUCUCUGGAGCCUUCUGGGGCUGGCUAUCCUUUUUCCUUCUGGCAAUCUCAGUUCAAUCGAUUCUUUCUUUAUUGGCGUCAGUACUGCCACAGUGACAGGGCUUAAUCCUACUGAUGUGAAAGAUCUGAAGACAUAUCAACAACUGUUUAUAUACUUCGUCCCCACGGUCUGCAACAUGACCUUCAUCAAUAUCAUCGUGGUUAUCGUGCGACUCUACUGGUUCGAGAAGCGGUUGAAAGAGACAGCCCCCACUGCCUUGCGUCCAAACUCACACCCAAGGACUUCCAAGAACUAUGAAUAUGACCAGGAGGCACAACCUGCCAAGGUUAACACGGAAUGUGCUCAGGAGCCGGAGCAAGUAUCCCGGGAAAAGGACACCACGGACCAUGACCACUCGGCAAAGUCGAGCAGAAGACGAGCAGCAUCACCCGAGCUAACUAACUCGAAGCCUCUAGAUGGCCAGGAUUCAGAAACAAUAGGGCCAGUUAACCGUCGUAUCACCUUUGCGGACAAUGACAAAGCUCUAUACAUCCCUUCCCCGCGCGAACGUGACAGAGGUCAGCCGAUAGUCGAGAUAGACGAAGGAGCAAGUAAGGAUGAAAUCUCGGAAUAUGCCGACAACGACGACACAAAGUCAGAAGUGCGCCGCAGAUUGAGAGAUGCCCCUAUUCCGCUCGAACGUGUAGCUUCCUCUAUGUUUGUGCUUGGAUCACAACCCAGCAAGUCGCAGGGUUCACAGCUUCGCGAAGCCGUCUCACUAUCAAAGAGCUCCAACCUUCCAUACAUCUCUUCACAGGCGAGCCUCGGCAGGAACUCACGAUUUUAUAACUUGACUGCUGAAGACCGGGAGAAACUCGGCGGCAUAGAAUACCGAAGCUUGAAAUUGCUCCUGAAGAUUGUGAUAGGUUACUUCUUCGGCCUUCAUCUAAUUGGUGCAAUAUGCUUAGUGGGCUGGAUACAGUAUGCCGAUCCUAAAUAUCGAGCCUAUCUCAAUGAGUGUGGACAGAAUCAUAUCUGGUGGGGAUUCUAUUCGGCGCAAACCAUGGUCAACAAUCUUGGGUUCACCCUCACCCCGGACUCUAUGGUAUCCUUUCGAGAUGCAACAUUUCCCAUGUUGAUUAUGAGUUUUGUUGCAUACGCGGGAAAUAACCUCUAUCCCUGUUUUCUGCGUCUCAUCGUUUGGUUUAUAUUUAAAUGUGCACCUGAAAACUCGUCACUCAGAGAGCCCCUGGACUACCUCUUGAAAUAUCCACGCCGAUGCUACACGCUACUCUUCCGUAGCAAGCCCACUUGGAUUCUGUUUGGGAUUGUCUUCGUCCUGAAUGUCGUCGAUGUCCUGUUGAUUAUCGUACUGGAUUUACAUAACCCCGCCGUUAACGCUCUCCCCGGUGGACCGCGGGUGCUGGCCGCUCUCUUUCAAGCAGCUUCAGCACGACAUACAGGGACGGCGAGUUUCAACCUCGCCGACGUCAACCCGGCUGUCCAAUUUAGUUUGCUAGUCAUGAUGUAUAUUUCUAUCUUCCCCAUCGCCAUCAGCAUGCGUGCAUCCAAUACCUACGAAGAGCGUUCGCUCGGAGUAUUUUCCAGCGACGGAGAGGUCGACGAGAACAACGCCUCCAAAUACAUCCUGUCCCAUAUGCGAAACCAACUCAGUUUCGAUCUGUGGUACAUAUUUCUUGGCAUCUUCUGUAUCUGCAUUGCUGAAUCGAAUCGCAUCAUGAACCCCUCUCAGCCGGGAAUGACUGUUUUCGCGAUAUUCUUCGAGGUUAUCUCCGCAUAUGGAAACGUUGGUCUCAGCUUAGGGUAUCCAAACGCUACGACCUCCUUGAGCGGACAGCUGUCGGUAUUCAGUAAAGUUGUUAACUGCCUCAUGAUGAUUCGAGGGCGCCAUCGUGGACUACCGUAUCAGUUGGACCGGGCGAUUCUUCUUCCCAACGAACGCCUUGUCGACGACCAGGUGGAUGCUGGUUCGAAUACUUUGUAUACGGACCAGAGCUUGGAUCCGAUGGACAGCCGACAGUUGAAGGUCAAACGGUAUCAUACCAAGUAG